AUGCUAACUGCUGGUCCCAUUGUUCAUUCUUUUCUAAUUUGGGUUAAAGAGCGGACAACCACCAGGUCUCCGCCUUGAGUGGAGCACCACUCGUUUAGCCACACCACAUGAUUAGGGCACUGGCAGGAAUUGGUUCCCAGGAAUGUCUGGUCCUGUCUUUGUGACGUCUAUGACAGUGUCCCUGAUCCAUUAAAGUAAUAAAAAUAAUAAAAGCGAAUGCUUACUAGGUAACACACAUACACUAAGUCCUAAAUGCUUCUCAUCCACUACUGGAAUUAAAUGUCACCAGACCACAUGAUGUAUUGUUUACUCCUAAUUGCAGGAGGUGCGCGUCAGAUCACGGCUGUCCCUGGGACCAGGAGACUGUGAGCGCUGGCGCUGCUCAGACGCCUGGAGAUCAUGUCUGGGGAUGACACCAGGACCUUGGGGAAAGGGAGCUGCCCCCCAGGGCCAGUCCCUGAGGGCAUGAUCCGCAUCUACAGCAUGAGGUUCUGCCCCUACUCGCACAGGACGCGCCUCGUUCUCAAGGCCAAAGGCAUCAGACAUGAAGUUAUCAACAUUAACCUGAGAAACAAGCCUGAUUGGUACUAUACAAAGCAUCCUUUGGGUCAAAUCCCUGUCCUGGAGAACAGCCAAUGUCAAUUGAUCUACGAAUCUGCCGUUGCUUGUGAAUACCUGGAUGACGCUUAUCCAGGAAGGAAGCUGUUUCCACAUGACCCUUAUGAACGGGCUCGCCAAAAAAUGCUAUUGGAGCUAUUUUGUAAGGUCCCGCCUUUGACCAAGGAGUGUCUGGUAGCGCUGAGAUGCGGGAGAAACUGUGCUGACCUGAAGGCAGCUCUGCGGCAGGAAUUCUGCAACCUGGAAGAGAUUGGAAUGUGGUUUUUGUUCCAUAGAACAUUAAGAAGACUUAUUCUUGAUUACCAGAACAGCGCCUUCUUUGGUGGAGACUGUAUAUCCAUGAUUGAUUACCUCCUCUGGCCCUGGUUUGAGCGGCUGGAUGUGUAUGGGAUAGCUGACUGCGUGAACCACACCCCAGCACUCCGGAUCUGGAUGGCCGCCAUGAAGCGGGACCCCACAGUAUGCUCUCUUUUCGUAGAUAAGAACAUUUUCCUGGGCUUCUUGAAUCUCUAUUUCCAGAACCACCCUAAUGCCUUUGACUUUGGGCUACAUUGCUGAGCCUCGCAGUGCACCCCUUCACUGCCCAGGAUUCCCAAGAGAGGCCUAAUUCUGCAUCAGGGAUUGUCCCGGGGGAGAGGUCAGUCGCUCUCUUUCGUGUCCCCAAUAAAAAUGGA
Molecule: messenger RNA, 1292 nt
Organism: Tupaia belangeri chinensis (Chinese tree shrew)
Lineage: Eukaryota; Metazoa; Chordata; Mammalia; Scandentia; Tupaiidae
Product: glutathione S-transferase omega-2
Exons: 8
Coding region: 400-1176 (258 amino acids)
Biological process (GO): L-ascorbic acid metabolic process; glutathione metabolic process
Cellular component (GO): cytoplasm
Molecular function (GO): glutathione dehydrogenase (ascorbate) activity; glutathione transferase activity
Source: RefSeq, a predicted model, not a curated record